This is a messenger RNA of Drosophila sulfurigaster albostrigata, 546 nucleotides long. RefSeq lists its product as uncharacterized. The transcript has a single exon. The record is from RefSeq and is a predicted model, not a curated record. Lineage: Eukaryota; Metazoa; Arthropoda; Insecta; Diptera; Drosophilidae. The coding region runs from base 1 to 402 and encodes 133 amino acids.
AUGAAGUUCACUGUUGUACUGCUCCUCCUCGUAGCGCUGAUUGCUCAACUUAGCGCAGCGUUGCCCAUGACCAACGAUGCCGAGCUGGUGGCUUUGGACUCCAACGAGGAAAAGUCAGAAAAGAGUGACGCCAGAGCUUCAGCGGGACAACGUCAGGAGGCGGCACACAUGGUUAUCGCGCCACGGAAACUGGACGAGGAACCGGUGGAGCCCCGUUCGGCUAUGUUCGAUACCAUUGUGGAGGAGCUGCAUGCGGCGGGCGUGCAGACUGCGGACAAGCGACAGCUGGAGACGCUCAGCUACAAGGACUUGACACGAUUGCUGGCCCUGUGGCAUCUAACGCAGCGACGCACCUACUACGAGGCUGACGAGAAUCGUGCGCCGCCCACAACAUCCGAUUAGGGAUUUGGUGAUCAUCGACGUCGACGUCGACGUCUCCCAGCAAACUUUAAAAUUUUACUCAUUGUUUAGUUUACAAUUUUAUUUGCUAAGCACUUAAAAAAAAUGGUUGGUGUUCCCAAAUAAAAAGCAAAGCAAAAACGUGAA